Sesamum indicum (sesame) is the source of this 2075-nucleotide messenger RNA. Its product is annotated as IQ domain-containing protein IQM1. The record is from RefSeq and is a predicted model, not a curated record. NCBI's taxonomy places the organism in Eukaryota, Viridiplantae, Streptophyta, Magnoliopsida, Lamiales, Pedaliaceae.
GCACUUGGUAUCUCAGUACAGAGUAGGUGGCUUCUGUACUUGAGUUCAUUUAUUCCAAGUGGAACUUUCUGGUGGGAUAUAGACUGAAUAUCAAGAAGUAGAAGUUUAUAGAGAAAGAAGAACUCAUCCUGCUUUUUAUUUCCCAAGGGAUCAGGAGCUAAUAGCUUUGUUGUUGCUGCUAGCAAAUGGGGUUAACACUUUCAUUACUUUUAUCAGCAUGGAACGACAAGUUCAGGCUCAAGAUUUUCAAUUUGACAGAUAAUGUAGAGACAAUAGUUGCAAGAUCGAUGAGCUUUGGGAGCAAAGAAGGAGAGGUGAUCUUGAGAACAUUUAGUUUCAAGAAGGAAGGUGUAAGCACUCUUGGCAAUAGCCCAAAAUCCCAAAAGCAAAUGCUAAAAACACUCGUUCCUCUACAAGGAUUGGUUGUGGGCGAGGAGAAUGAGAAUUCAAAAUCUUUUGAACGAAAAGAUCAAGAACCAAAUAACGGGCCGAAGCCCAAAUUUUCCAUUCCAGUUGCAGAGCCUCUUCUGUUCUCUUCCCCAAGGCCUAUUAACGAGCUGAAUGAUGCCGCAACUAAGCUGCAAAAAGUAUACAAGAGUUAUAGGACACGAAGAAACCUUGCAGAUUGUGCAGUUGUGGUUGAAGAACUCUGGUGGAAAACAUUAGAUUCAGCAGCUCUGGACCAAAGCUCGAUAUCAUACUUCAAAAGCAACGAACAGGAAACUGCUGCAUCGCGGUGGUAUCGUGCAAAGAGAAGGGCUGCUAAGGUUGGCAAGGGGUUACUCAAGGAUGAGAAAGCUCAGAAACUAGCUUUGCAUCAUUGGCUUGAAGCUAUUGAUCCCCGUCAUCGCUAUGGACGCAGCUUACACUUCUAUUACGAUGUAUGGUUUGAGAGGAAAAGUUACCAGCCUUUCUUCUAUUGGUUGGAUAUUGGUGAAGGUAAGGAAGUAAAUCUUCCAAGCUGUCCCAGAGUCGACUUGCAGCGUCAAUGCAUCCAGUAUCUUGGCCCUAAAGAGAGGGAAUCAUAUGAAGUGAUUGUGGAGGAAGGGAAGCUAGUAUACAAGCAAAGUGGCAAUUUACUGAACACAGAUGAGUGCACCAAGUGGAUAUUCGUCCUGAGCACAUCAAGGUCUUUGUAUGUGGGACAGAAGAGGAAAGGUGUUUUUCAGCAUUCAAGUUUCUUGUCAGGUGGGGUUACAACCUCAGCUGGUAGAUUGACUGCUCAUAAUGGUAUUCUUGAGGCAAUAUGGCCUUAUAGCGGUCACUAUCUCCCUACAGAAGACAACUUUAAGGAAUUCAUCAGUUUUCUUCAGGAGAACCAUGUAGACAUCACUAAUGUCAAGAGGUGUUCAAUCCAUGAUGACUCGCCACCACUUAAAGCAACGGAUGAGGAAUUUAAGGCAGAAACGGAGGAGGGCCACUCCGAAGCUGCAUUGACAACAACAGCAGAUGGUAUUGGAUAUAACGGCCCUGUAAACCGCAUAGCAGAAGGCAGUAUGGGAAUCAAUACAACAAACAUAAAUGCAACUAGACUCGAAUUGACCAAGACUUUAUCAUGCAAGUGGGCUAGUGGAGUUGGUCCUCGGAUUGGGUGUGUUAGGGAUUAUCCAAUGGAGCUUCAGUCCCAGGCACUUGAAAAAGUUAAUCUAUCACCUACGCUUCCAUCACCACGCUACUCCAAGACUCACACUCCAAUCCCUUCCCCACGGCCCAGCCCCAAGAUUUGGCUCUCCCCUAGGCUUACAAAUAUGGGGCUUCCUUAGCCCAAGAUCGUCUCCUUCAACUGCAAGUUCGACUUUGAAGUCGUAACCAGUUAUUGAAUGACUUGUUUGUUGAUCAUCUGACCAUCAACUGAUGCAUUACUCGUGCGACAGUCAGUAGAUGUUCCUAGCUAGCUUAUUAGCACAUUUCAUUAGUUUAAUUCUUGUUGUCCGUACAAUAAUAAGCUUAGUUGCAAAAUUGUCAAGUCUGUAUUUCCCCAUUGCCUCAUCCUAAAUUGCACAGAGUUCUACUAAUAAGAUACUGUCUGAUGGAAUCUCUUGCAUGAUUGCAUCCAGGCAUUUUAUUUGUUAAUA